This is a messenger RNA of Amorphotheca resinae ATCC 22711, 1791 nucleotides long. RefSeq lists its product as hypothetical. The record is from RefSeq and is a predicted model, not a curated record. NCBI's taxonomy places the organism in Eukaryota, Fungi, Ascomycota, Leotiomycetes, Helotiales, Amorphothecaceae. The coding region runs from base 46 to 1758 and encodes 570 amino acids. The transcript has 2 exons. Gene Ontology annotation, biological process: regulation of transcription by RNA polymerase II.
CAUCCCUAGCACUCCAGCUUCCUUUCCAGUAUAUAUAUUGGCACAAUGGCAGACGAUAUUGGUGAAGUGAUAACCAUUGACAACUUUACCACGAAGAUGCCCCAAUUUGACCCUUCUUCAGCCAUCGGCAAAAGGGCACUCUACGGGCUGGUGGAUAUGGGCAGCAAUGGUAUCCGUUUCUCGAUCUCCGAUCUCUCUCCACCACGAAGUCGGCUCCUCCAUUGCAUAUAUCGCGAACGCGCUGCCAUCUCCCUUUACGACGCGCUCCACGAAUCCGCGCCAGGCUCCAGAGCUUUUUAUUUUUCGAAUGAGAUAGUGCAAAAGGUUGCAGAGACAUUAGCACGCUUUAGGGGGAUCUGUGAUAGUUAUGGCGUGCAUAAGGACCAUAUCAGUGUAUUUGCUACGGAAGCCAUGCGCACGGCGAAGAACAGAGACGAGAUGCUGAAGGCGAUCAAGGAUGCCAGCGGAUUGGUGGUUGACAUAUUAAGUCCAGAAAUGGAGAGUAUGUUUGGUGCAAUGGGUGCCAGGAGUGGUUUCGUCGACGUGAAUGGAUUGUUUAUGGAUCUCGGCGGUGGGAGCGUGCAGAUGACUUAUUUGACUUCGGGGAUGGCGGUGCGGGCUGCAAAGAGUAUACCCUAUGGGGCGGCAAAACUAACGGCUGCUUUAAGCUCCCAGGCUACUGCAGAAUCAACAAGAUCGGAAUUAAGAGCAAGCAUGAAGGAAACCUUUGAGGAACUGAAAGAGAAGUUUCCCGAACUGAGGGAUCAAGCGAGAUCUAAGGACGGAAUCACGAUAUAUUUCUGUGGGGGUGGAUUUCGAGGAUAUGGAAGCAUGUUGAUGCAUACUGAUCCCAUACAACCUUAUCCUAUUCCUGCGAUUGGCGGAUAUACCGUACCAGGCAAUCGUUUUGUUCAAUGGCGGGAAAUGCUCAAAGCAAAUGAGCAGGAUGGCAAGAUCUUUGGGAUGUCUAAACGGAGGCGAGAACAGUUUCCAGCCAUCGUGACGGUCGUGGAAGCUCUCGUCGGGGCAAUCCCCAAAAUCAACCAAGUGGUCUUCUGCAGUGGUGGAAAUCGGGAGGGAGUUCUAUUCAUGAAGCUCCCAGCUAGUAUACGGGAAAGUAACCCUUUGCCCUUGCUUGAAAAGGUUUCCAGUCCUGCUGGCGGGGUCAUUUUCAACUCAGUCGUACAUGUCAUUCAGUCAGCGUUGCCAAAAGGCUACCCGGAAACUUUCUCGUACGAGCUUCUUCACUAUAUGAGCACGGUCCUCUGGAAUGAUAUGGGUGAUCCUGCAGAUGCCAAUUCUGCGAAGGCACUUCACAAUCCUAUUUCCGGCUCGCUUGCUGGUCUUCCGGGUUUGACACACGAGCUUCGAGCGGUUCUUGCGCUUACCAUCUGUGCUCGUUGGGGCACUGAUCUUGGUCCGAUCGACAAGAUACUCUACGACAACUUAAGAGCGCUCAUAGGACCUGAAUUAAGUUGGUGGUGUGAUUACAUUGGGAAGAUCGGGCGCCUUCUAGGGACAGUAAUGCCAGCCUGCCCCGAGAGUGAGGAGAAAUUGAAGAAGACUAUAUCCUUCGAAGCGUCGACUUCUCACGGGUUAGGUAAGAAAGGUCAUAAAGUUGGAAUACGACUGCGAAUAAUGCUAGAUGUGGCCUCCAGGAAUGGCAUUAGUGUGGGAGCCCUGGAGGGUAUCUUUGAUAAAGUUGGGAAGGGAUUGCAUCUUGGAUGGAAGGUAGAGGCAGAGGUUGUUGAUGCUUAGAGUUGAUAUGAUACCCAAAUAUAGAAACGGUUG